CCUAAAUCCCCAAACCCUCUCUACCCUCCAGAAUGCAGGCAGCCCGGCACGCUCGUCAGCCUCAGGCCACUCACUCACGCUCGUCAGCCAGGCGGCCACUCCAGUCUCCAGGCUCCACUCCGCUCUCCAUUCAUUAGGUUGAAUUGGAAGGAUGGGCCGUAAGGCUGGGGCAUUGUAUAUAAACCCGAAGAAGUUUUCAAAUAUCAACAAACCUUGCAUGCAGGAGAUGUUGGCAUUCCUCAAUUGUUUGUCUCUCAGUCAGAAUAAUGAUGAGAAAUGUCAACGGCAAAAGGAACUGUUGAAUGCCUGUAUGGAUGCUCAGAGUGGAAAGAACAGAAAGGCUUGGGGAAGCAUCAAUUAUCAACUACAGAGGCUUAGCAGAGGAAGGAGAUAAUUGCACUUCUGUGAAUGGUAAUAUCAUUUCUAGGAUAUUCUAACAAUGUGAACUACAAUCCAUUUGUGAGUUAUUUCUCAAUUUGCACUAAAGCAUUGGAGAAAAACAAAGGUUUUGUAUGGAAGUUUUUUUUUGAAUCAGUAGCUGGGCUGCAUAUUUAUCUAUACCAUUGAAAUAACAUGAGGAAAGAAAAGCAUUGUGUGUCAAUUGCACAGUUGUGUUUGACUUUUAAAAAUGCUGGGCUUGGCGG
This is a messenger RNA of Magnolia sinica, 644 nucleotides long. RefSeq lists its product as uncharacterized. The record is from RefSeq and is a predicted model, not a curated record. NCBI's taxonomy places the organism in Eukaryota, Viridiplantae, Streptophyta, Magnoliopsida, Magnoliales, Magnoliaceae. The coding region runs from base 152 to 394 and encodes 80 amino acids. Gene Ontology annotation, molecular function: structural constituent of ribosome. The transcript has 3 exons. Gene Ontology annotation, biological process: mitochondrial translation.